Molecule: messenger RNA, 1032 nt
Organism: Triticum dicoccoides
Lineage: Eukaryota; Viridiplantae; Streptophyta; Magnoliopsida; Poales; Poaceae
Product: vegetative cell wall protein gp1-like
Exons: 5
Coding region: 1-936 (311 amino acids)
Source: RefSeq, a predicted model, not a curated record
AUGGGCAGCCCCACGGGCGCCCGCGUGUCCAGCGGUCGAGCUCGGCUGACACGCCGGUUCGCUACGCAGAGCCCCACCCCCACCACCAGCCGAGCCCCACCGCCGCCGCCACCGCCGCGGCGUCCGGCGACCUCGCCGAAGCGGUCGCCGCGGCUUCCGGCAGCCCCGCCGACGAGGCCGUCGCGGCGCUCGCCACCCGCCCCCGCGUCGCCGCCACGGCGCUCGCCACCCGCCCCCGCGUCACCGCCGCGUCGCUCGCCACCCGCCCCCGCGUCGCCGCCGCGUCGCUCGCCACCCGCCCCCGCGUCGCCGCCGCGUCGCUCGCCACCCGCCCCCGCGUCGCCGCCGCGGCGCUCGCCACCAGCCCCCGCGUCUCCGUCGCGGCGCUCGCCACCCGCCCCCGCGUCGCCGCCGCGGCGCUCAGCCGCCGCGUCGCCGCGAACCCCUCGACACCUUGCUGCGGCCAGGUUGCCUCGGCGCUCGGCUCCGACCUCUCCGCCGUGCACGGCGCGCCGAGUCGCGGCGAGCCCUCCAGUCGGUUCUCCCCCGCGCACCGUCCCACUGGUGAGGCGCAGGGCCACUUCGCCUACCUCUCCGCCUGACGCGUCUCCGAGAAGCACAGCAGGGCGCCCUCUGCGCAGCUGCCGUCGUCGGUUGAUUCCUCCCGAGGUUUCAGAUGGUCCAGGAGCAUUGGGCGCCGCGGCACCUGUCUACCGUUCGUCCUCGGCACCGCCAUUGGCUGGAUAUUCGACUAGGCAGUUCUCGGCGCGUCGACGUGGACGUCGUUCUUCACGUUUAGCGCUGUUGGAAUCAUGGCCGUAUUUGCAGACCAUGGAGGAUGUGCGGGUUUACUACUGGACAGGUCCUAGGCGUCGCGGUAUUCGUACCAAACCUAAUUUCAAGAAGAUCCUUGAAAACUGGGUGGAUGAACUCUGACUUGGAUAACUAAGAGGUUUGAUGAAGCAAAACGAUGCAGCUGAUCUCAGGAGUGGUGCCAUGAUGCUGAAGGAUAAUGCGUCGAGAAUGAAGCAC